GAAUAUGUAGAUGAAGAAGGUGUAAGAUGGACUACAGACCGAUGUAAACCCCAUAUAUCCUUACUUAACUUUUAUAACUUAACUUGGAAAGCGAGAAAUAAUCAUUUCUUAAAGGCUUCAGAUGUUAAACCAAAAGAGGAAAGAAGACCCACAGUUAAUGAACUAUCCAAUCAGAAAGGAAUUGUACAGAAAUCUAGUGGUUGGAAACUAUAUCACAUGGCAGCUCAAUUAGAAGAUUUGGUUGAUCUAGAGAAAGAGAUCUGUGAAAGAGUAACCAAAUAUCAACAUUUAUUUGAACCUAAAAUACCUACUGGUGGUAAAAUAGAGAAUGAUUACAAUAAACCUUAUGAAAUGGCACAGGCAAAUAUUCAGAGAUGCCAGUUAUUGGUAGAUCAGUUAUUAGAAGCGAAGUCGUCUAUGUUGAAAGUUUUAGACCACAAACCUAAAAUCCAGGAAAUUGUGAAUAAACACAUGAGUAAACGACCCAUUAAAAAGAAAGAAAGACCCUAA
Lottia gigantea (owl limpet) is the source of this 510-nucleotide messenger RNA. RefSeq lists its product as hypothetical. The record is from RefSeq and is a predicted model, not a curated record. NCBI's taxonomy places the organism in Eukaryota, Metazoa, Mollusca, Gastropoda, Lottiidae. The transcript is spliced from 4 exons. Gene Ontology annotation, cellular component: Sin3-type complex. Gene Ontology annotation, biological process: negative regulation of transcription by RNA polymerase II. The annotation marks the transcript as partial.